AGGAUCCGGGGCACCGCCCACCGCAGCCCCCACGGGCUGCCCUUGGACCUGCUGGACCGGCUGCUGAUCAUCGCCACGGCCCCCUACGGGGACAAGGAGACCCGGCAGAUCCUCAAGAUCCGGUGCGAGGAGGAGGACGUGGAGAUGUCGGAGGACGCCUACGCGGUGCUGACGCGCAUCGGGCUGGAGACGUCGCUGCGCUACGCGAUGCAGCUCAUCACUGCUGCCAGCCUGGUGGCCAGGAAACGCAAGGGCACGGAGGUGGGCGUGGAGGACAUCAAGCGCGUGUAUUCCCUGUUCCUGGACGAGUCGCGCUCCACCCAGUACAUGAGGGAAUACCAGGAGGCCUUUCUGUUCAACGAGCUCCGUGAGCACCUGGGGGGCACCUGGGGGCACC
Molecule: messenger RNA, 397 nt
Organism: Corapipo altera (White-ruffed manakin)
Lineage: Eukaryota; Metazoa; Chordata; Aves; Passeriformes; Pipridae
Product: ruvB-like 2
Exons: 3
Biological process (GO): chromatin remodeling; regulation of transcription by RNA polymerase II; box C/D snoRNP assembly
Cellular component (GO): NuA4 histone acetyltransferase complex; R2TP complex; Swr1 complex
Molecular function (GO): ATP binding; DNA helicase activity
Source: RefSeq, a predicted model, not a curated record